AUGGAUACAGAUCGCAUCAGUCAUCUUCUGGAAGAUGUAUCAACGCCGGAAACCAGUGAUAUUGCAGACCCGUACCAUGAUCACGAGGGAAAGCAUGGUUCUGACGAAGAUUAUUGUCCAUCUGCUCACAACGACAGUAAUGCACCGGUAAGUCCAUCUCUGCUAACUCAAGAAGAUAUAACUGCAGUUAAUACAGCACUUCAGUAUCCGGAGGUGGAACAGCCUGUUGCACAAACAGCUAGUGAUAAUUUGCUGCCUAACGACAUGGAUAUUUUUCUUCAGUCUUCGGAGUUGGAAGAGCCUAGUGCACAAACAGCUAGUGAUAAUUUGCUGCCUAACGACAUGGAUGUUUUUGUUCAGUCUUCGGAGGUGGAACAGCCUGGUGCACAAACAGCUAGUGAUAAUUUGCUGCCUAACGACAUGGAUGUUUUUCUUCAGUCUUCGGAGGGUGGAACAGCCUGGUGCACAAACAGCUAG
Molecule: messenger RNA, 477 nt
Organism: Parnassius apollo (apollo)
Lineage: Eukaryota; Metazoa; Arthropoda; Insecta; Lepidoptera; Papilionidae
Source: the annotation of a GenBank genome assembly